This is a messenger RNA of Truncatella angustata, 1353 nucleotides long. RefSeq lists its product as uncharacterized. The transcript has a single exon. Bases 370 to 1092 code for a protein of 240 amino acids. The record is from RefSeq and is a predicted model, not a curated record. NCBI's taxonomy places the organism in Eukaryota, Fungi, Ascomycota, Sordariomycetes, Amphisphaeriales, Sporocadaceae.
CACGACGGACCUCACGACGGACCUCACGACGGACCUCACGACGGAUCUCACGAUGGACCACACGAUGGACCACACGAUGGACCCCAUGAUGGACCCCACGAUGAGCCUCCUCAUGGUCCUCCUCACGGUCCUCCACAUGGUGGCCCUAGCAACGGUGGCAAAGGCCCCGGCGGGAAGCCUCACCAUGGGCCGCCUUCUGUGGACGGUCCAGAAAGUGCCCCUGGCGACUCCAACAGCGAAGUUUCGCGCCCUCCCCCACCAUUUGGUGAUCAUGAAGGCGACUUCCCUCCCCCACCACCCCCUCCCUCGGAAGUUGAGGGUGAUGGUUCAAAGAGCCCUGAGCAUCCUCUGAUUCAUCUGGAAGGUGAUAUGCCGCCACCUCCGCCAUUCAAGGGCGGUAAGGACCAGCCACCUCACGGACCUGUGGGCGAUCAUCAUGGCCCGCCACCCAUGCACGGUGGCCCCCACCACGGCGGACCGCCUUCGGGCUUCAACAUUCAUCACCCCAUGCCUAUCCUUCGCAUCAGUGCUAUCAUUGUCACUUUAGGUCUGCUCUUCGCUGCCUUGCACACACGCUGCUUCACUGCCCGCCGCAAGGAAAGUCACCAAUCAUGUAUGUCUCGCCGCCGCGAGUGUCGCGCUGCCCACCGAACUGGUUUUGCUGGUUUCGUGCAACGUGUGAGAUUCGCCUUUGAUCACCACGGUGCAGAAGACGAGGAGAAGGAGGCUAUGAUGCGCCAAGUUGGCGAGGAAGACACCGACUCCGAUGCCAUGUCGACCACUAUGGAGCAGGACAUUGAACAGUUUAGAAAUGCAGCUAACAUUGUCAGCGACAUGGUCGCAGCCGAGGAGGGCCGAUCUCCUAGAGGCGGCAUGGUUCAAUACUCGACUAUUCCCGUUCCUCCUAGCCCACAUACCGCGUUUGCAGACUAUAUGGUGCUCGAUGAGGCGCUGCCUGCUUAUGAUGAGGCGGGUUCUAAUGAGGGCACAUUCGUGUCUGACGGCAUGCGAUUUUCUGAAAGCAGUACCUACGCUCCCAGCGUGAGUUCGGCUCAUAGUUCGUUGGACGAGAACCUGGGUCGCAAGGAGUAGAGCUGUCUCAGAUCAAGAGAUGCAUAAUGGCUGGUGAUACACAAGCACACUUUCGCUUUACAAACCUGUAUAUAUUUCUUUUCAUGUCAUUGUUUCCGGGGGUAUUAGCCAAGUCGAUCUCGCCUACGGGCUGGCUUAGAGUAAGCAUCAGAGAGUCUUUGCUUCCAAUGCGACAUCUUCUCGCACGUAAUGUCAUUUCAUAGAGUCAUUGUUAUGAUAAUAACAAAAUCAACACAAAUCAAGUACCAUCAAGUAUUCAAA